Schistosoma mattheei is the source of this 1183-nucleotide messenger RNA. The record is from the annotation of a GenBank genome assembly. NCBI's taxonomy places the organism in Eukaryota, Metazoa, Platyhelminthes, Trematoda, Strigeidida, Schistosomatidae.
CGAGUUUCCAAAGCUUUACUUGGUUACUGGGUUGAUUGUUCAGAGCAUGAACUGGAAAUUAUCAACGUAUGUGAUUCCUGGAAAAAUCUCGUUACAUACUUUCGUAUAUUUCAUAUUGACAGAAAAUCCGAAGAUUCAGGGUUAUUUAGAAUACUGACAUAAACAAAACGUUCGGAAGGUGUGUUACCUUAAGCUUCUUAUAUCUUUGUUGUUUAAUAUUUGUGUUUAUUUUAAACGUUUCAGACCACUUUUAAUUUCCCUUCUUUGCAGAUGGGGAAAAAGCACACUUUCAGUUAUUCUCGAAAUCGGAAGCGGUUAGGCAAAAAACAAAAGGCAAAAUUAAAAAUCAAAAAUCCAGUCAUUAAUUCAGCUUGGAAGUAUGGAUUAUCUGUUAAAUCAAAUUUUAACCGUUUGGGUUUAGCUUACGAUGCAAAUGAAGCACUUGGAAAUAAUUGUGGUCAGGUUUUAACAAAUGGAGAGUAUGAUGAUAAUGAUGCAGUCACAAAAAAUAUGCCGAGACAGAAAAAGACUAGUGUCGUAAAAGUUUUAGAAGAGUUAGCCAAACAUAAAAAGCAAAAACCUGUGUUUGUCUCCGGAGAUGAUCAGCUGUUUUGCAUAUACAACUUAGAGAUGUAUCCUGAGGAUGAUUUCGAAUCUAUGAGUAGAGAUCCAAAGAAUGUUUAUCAGUUGACAUCCAAACAGAUCGAACGACUGAUCAACAAAUUUAAACAAACCACUGGCUUUCAAAAGUAUCUCAAAGAUAAGCAGUCAGGAGAGCUUGCCAUCGACGAGUUGUUUAAUGAAGAACUGAUAUGGUGUCAAUUAUCCUUGCGGGUUAUGUAUUACAUCUUCAUUUUAUUUAGUUUUAUAUAAGUCAUGAUUGGUUUUAGUGAUUUUCGUACGACUAUGAAUUGUUUUAUAUUGAAAUCUUGCUUGAUCUAAAUUUUUCAAUAGAUUUGAUGUCUUUAUUUCAGCCAAAAAUAUUCUGAUUUCUAAUUGUGUAUAAAAUUGUGGAAUUUUGAACGUACUUCUAUACAAAAAAACUCAGAAACUAUAAAGAGCUUCAUCGAUCAGUCAGUAAUUUGGUCUCCGGAAUCAAUUGUAAAUUGAAGAAUAAGUAUUUCUUUUACAUAAACAGAUUUUUAAAAUCAUAAAAACAGGAAUGUGUAAAACUAUAAGCUCU